CAGGCACAUGUCCAACUUAGCGCUUUUAGAACGCCAGCUAAAGGACAUUAAUGACUUUUCCUAUGAUAGCAAGAUCAUCGCUGUGGAAAUAGCAGGACUGGCACUCGAUGACAUUGCGGAGAAAGAUCUAGAUUUCGCAACGGCCAUCAUAUUUGAUCAGGAAUAUGGUGUUAUACGGUAUUUGUGUACGGCAAUCGAUUAUAAUCGCGUCGAUACCAAUGCCAGUGCCGCCAAGGUAGCCUUGUUGGAAUUCAUUGCCAGAUAUGUUGAACGUAUCAAAGCAUCUGUGCAACCCUAUGUUCGUUAUAUAAAGAUGUGUCUUGCAAAUGAUGGAGGAUAAAUCAUUGAGAGUGAAAACGGCUGCAUUCGAGCCUCUUCUGUCGCUAAUUGAUCCAGCUAAUAAGGUCGAUGUCACCGAAUUAGACUUGCAACAAAUCUUCUCCAAAUUUUCAACCGACUUCACUAUGAGCUCCGCAACAGUCAAACCAGCUGUAAAGGGUCAAAUAUUGCAUUUGCUUGGCAGAAUUGCUAGAUAUCAACCGAGCGUUCUCAAUGAUGGCAACAUCAAGUCCUUCCUUCGUUGGGCAAUCACUACCUUGACACAUCAAUUAUUCCAAGAGCAGAACGCAGAUACAAACUUGAUAACUGGAGCAGUGAGAGGAUUAGACAACUAUUUAUUUCAAUUUUACAACAUAAUUCAACAAAAUCCAAACGAUAUUGAUUCAUUAUACCGAUGUAUAAAAUCAUUACUCGAGGUGCCAGAGGAUUUAUCACGCUACAGCGCUCCACUGGCCACCAUGGAUUUCCUCACAAACCACUUUGCCUUAUUUCACGAGCACUUGGUUGAGGACUGUACAUUUUUCUAUACUCGUUUAGUGAGUUUAUCAAGCCAUCGAAACCGAGACAUGUCAAAAGCGGGAAUCCAUGCUGUGCACAAACUGCUCGAUAUUGUUUCGGACACCUUGGCUAAGUCAACUGCAGGUCCAAGUGAGAAAAAAUGCUUUGCGUUUCUCUUCCGAACCUUUGUACGUAGCUUGAAUCAAGACGACAAUGAGCAAAACGAUCAGAGUAUAUCGGUGGCUAUAUAUGGUAUUGGCUACCUAGCCCAAAGCUGCACGACUUACUUGACUUCAGAUGAAUUUGAUCAGCUUCUGCAAUUAGUUUUAAAGCGAUCUACGUGGCUCUUUUCUGUAACGAACGAGUCGGAAACCCUGGGCAAGGAUCAACUGACUCCCAUCAUUCAGACCUUAGCUCGCAUUGUCGCGGCAAUGAAGACACUUCAUCCAGCUGUCGAAGCUGAGCUACUCAGUGCCACCGACUUCUUUUUUACUUACUACACCAGAAUUGGGCCCUAUUCUCGCCGAUUAGUUGUAGCGGCACUAAAAGAAAUGUUGUAUACUAUUGGAUCCCUUAGCGAGGAACUUCUUCGCAAGUUCUGCCACGAAGCAUUCUUUACGGCAUUAGUAAGCACCGUAUCAGGUAUCAGCACAGCGGCAAUCACUACUCUAGAUGCAAGGCAACAAGAUUGGAUCGAAUUUCGCUAUGUAUGGGAACAGAUACUGCAGGAGCCAGCUGAAACUGAUAAUGGAGAUAUGAUGGAUGUGGAUUCAGACAACUUGCCGAUUAGCACUAUUCUAUACGACGAACUAAUAAGUACAAAUAUCGUAUUUCUUAAUACACUGGAUCUUGGCACAAUCGAGUACGAUCAAUCUGAGGAUGCCGAUACGUCGAAAGUAACCUUUCAACGCACUCAGACAUCAUCUACGGGUGACGUGCGAGCACUGAAACCUCUCGUAGCCAAAGACUUUGAGCUUUUCCAAAACUUUGUCGAUUUCUCCUUAUACUUCUUUCCAAAUAUUCGACCAGACUUAUACGAAAGAUGGGUUUAUCUAUUUGGUGUUUGUAUAAUUGAUUUAAGCAACAAAUGGCCAAUCGUCAGCGGAUUUUACAAACUAAUGUCUUGUACUCUUACGGUCUGCAAAAGAUAUGAAAUCUUCAAGAAGGAAAGUUCGGAGGUGGAAAGAGAGAAAGUGCUGUACAGGGAGUAUAUCAUCGAUGUGCUUGCUCGUAUUGAACAGUAUCAGGAUGAUUUAUUGAUUAGUGGAUUAAACCUAAUACUGUUGGCACCUUUGGAACUCUUGGAUGUACAUUAUUUUGUGAGCCCAUUACAGACAUCCCUUGAAAUCGGACUUACUCAAACUGACAUCGCAUCCACGGCCGUCGACACUCUGAGCUUCAUAUUGGAGUAUGCGCAGCUUCAAGAUGAUGACCAACGUCGAGCCGUGUACAUCAAAGAAAUCACUCAUGUUGUACCAUUUCUAAGCAACUACCUUGCUACGGAUUUACAAAGUGAUAUGGAGAUAGAGGUGUCGUCAGACUUCAAUCCAAUCAAAAGACCAAAGAAAGUCAAAUUAAAAGCAGAGAAUAAGAGGCACCAGAUCAGCGAAGGCUUGCUUGGGGUGCUGGCUCAAGAUCCAGAGUCGGCAGCAGAUUUGCAAAUACGCAUCCUUCGAUUCCUCGGUCGACUGGGUGGUUAUAACAAGAGUCUCCUUGAUCCGAAACGCCACGUAAAAGAUAUGAAGUCGUAUGAGCUUGAACAAAGUGAUCCACAUCUUCGAGUGGCCAAGCAUCAUAUAGAAGUUCUGUCUUGGGAUCCAGAGCGCCAUGUCAAAGUCAGGAUUCCGUUUACAGAAGCAAGAGUUGAUCUUCCUUUAGACGAAAUUCUCCCUCGUGUAUGUAGCUUAGCGGAAAAUUCAUUAGACCGUGCUACCAAAGUUACUGCAUGUGAACUACUACAAGCAACGCUUAUGAUCAUGAUAGGAAACAGUGCUUUUCAAGCCCGUGGUAGCAAAGAGCUUGUCAAGUCCCCGUAUCAUCGUCUUUAUGUCAAGAUAUUUCCAAUCAUCCUACGUUUGGCUAUUAACACGGAUCAGACCAUUCGUGAUAUCAUACGUCCAUUGCUAUCACAAAUGAUCCACUGGCUAACAAACAAUGCACAAUAUGAAAACGCUGAAACCAUCGCUUUGCUAAAUACUUGCAUAGAUGGAGUAUGUGACGCUAACGGAACCCUGCAAGACUACAGUGCGGAAUGCUUGCAUGAAUUUGUAAUGUGGUCUAUCAAGCAAACGGAUGUGAAGCGUCAGGAAGAAAACCCAAUUAAUAUGAAGUCCUUGCUCAAACGAGUGUAUGCACUCGCGUCAAAUCCAAAACCUACAAAGCGACUUGGUGCUGCCCUUACAUUCAACCGAAUAUAUCGACUGUUCCGAGAAGAAGAGUCGUUAGUAGAUCAAUUCACGCUCGAAAUUCUCUAUUGGAUGCUUUUCAGUCUCAAACUUGCCAGUGAUGACCACGAGAGCGCGGGAACUCAACAGCAAGCUUUGCAUGCUAUCAAUCAUCUUCAACGAAUACUUCAUAAGAAGCAUACUUUAUUCCUGCGGCAAACAGCUCGUCGACGGCCCAUUCCAAACUUGGAGAAGGCGGAUUUAGCGACCUUCAUCGACUUUACAUUCACGCAAAUCACUGAGAAGCAGAUCAAGUAUGCAAAAAAGAACCUGGAAAUAUUCUUAGAGUUUGUUCCGUAUACCUCUAAAUCUGCCUCCUCUUGGUUACAACAGCAACUAAAGAAGAAUCCUGACUACCUUAUACAAACGGUGGAAGAACCAAGACUUGAAGAUAUAAAGUUGUUAAGUUCGCAAGAAAACGAGUUGGUUGAGCUGCUUGGAUGCUGUGAGAACCUGACAGGAAUUCUCACAACGUAUACAUGGCUACUUGAAGCAGAUGUGGCAACUGUUGAACAACUUUUAGACCACCCAAAAUGCAAGCUGUUCAGUACCCUCCAAGAUGUAGUGUCUGCCAGUGGAUCCAGCAUUGUCAAUACCCUAAAAGAGUCUGUCCUAUCUGGCAGCACGCUUAGAAGAAAGCAAGGAAGAAUCUUACGCGAAUUUAUCGCUGCUGUAAUUUACUUUUUCUUGGAACUUACUAAGCGUGGUCUCCCACCUUUCACGGAUGAUGAAAUGUGGACUGCGCCAUUUCAGCGCAUAUUUGGGCAAUUCCUUUACGGCUUUAUAUUCCAAAGUUCAAUAUUCCAAAGGAGUAGCGAGAUGGAGGAUAUACUUUAUCGAGAGAAGGCAAAGGAUAGUAAAAAUAUCGGUUUACGACUGAUGGAAGCGUUAAAGGAAAAAGAAUUUGCAGAAUCGCUUAAUGCAUACUUCCAAUUGCUGGGAGGCGUCUUAUUUUCAGCAGAUUCUCCUUUGACCACUAUGCUAUUGAAAAAAGAUGCGUCGGUGCCUGGUAUACAGGACCUGUUGCAGGGAUUGGUCAUGGCUCAGGAACAUGAGGCGAUGGAUGAGCUCAUUGAAAACGGAACGGCAGAGACCAAGUUUCCGUUUUCCGCACCUGGAUCAAUGUUUAGGGGCCUUUAUGACCGGUUCAAGCUUGUAUCUGGCACCAAGUCUCCGGAUCAGAAAAUGAUCGCCACUAAACUACUAUCUGUUUGCUUAAUGAGCUCUGAGGCUCUUCAACUUAUGGAUGACCUUAUUGAAUGGAUGAGCCAAAAGUCUGCUGUAUAUAUUGAGUACUCGCAGCCGAUCUAUCAAUUCCUAUCAAAACAAUUUGAACAUGUAGCCAGUACACUCAUAGACCAUGUCGAGGAGCCUCAAGUACAAGAGUUAAUAGUUGGCACGGUUUCAUAUCAUUGUCAAAGUUUGCAAAACAGGAACGAAACGAGGGAUUUUACACGGAAGCUUAUUAACAUGAGGCCACUUUGGGAAAAAAUACAACUUCAAUGGACCGAUAGCAAGAGUCGUUUGAUGCUAGCCAGACUUUUGACCAAAUUGAGUUCAUUGCAAGAUUACAUACCCAAGGACCUUCAGACACCAGGCCAUCUUGAUAUCAUAUUCAAAUGCUUUCAAUAUUUUCUGGAGCCGAAGAUUCCGCUGGGGAUGAAGAACGAGGCCUUUCCGUCGCUUCCUCUCUUCUUACAUUUUGAUUCUUUUUCAUCUCAGAUUGAACCCAAGCUUAAAUCCAUGUGCGCCAACGACUUUCCACGGCUGAGCAGUGACCUUGACAAAGCCAGUGUUCUCUAUGUAGAAUACAUAGAUUGUCUGGACCUUCUUAUACGAGCCAUGGUAGAAUCAAAAUCACGCAUGGUUUUCGAGCUGCUCCUGACAGUCAUAUUUCAAGAUGACAAGCAUUCACACUCCACAGCGUUGUAUGAUGGCAUUGCAAACUAUUGUGCAAAACUAGACCCUCUUGAAUUUAAUACGUCAGCGUCCGUUUGUUUCCAGUACUUUUUGGAUGGAACUAAAGAUUUGCGAUUCCGCAAAAAUGCAGUAAAAGCUAUUCUGGGUCCUAUGUUGAGACAGGUGCCACAGGGACAUGUCAUUGCCUUCUAUGAGAACCAUAUUACCACGAUCAUGGAUAUUCUGAAAGCGGAAAUUACAAGUCAUCAAGUUCAUAUCCCCUUGGCGGCUAUUGAAGAAAAAACAUGCUGCUACAACCUCAUGCAAAUCUUGUAUGAGCGCUUGCCAGCUGAACAGGUUCAUACUACUAAGAGCUCUAUAUCUGUCAAAUGGGAACAAUCGCAAAAUGCUGCUGGAGAAGGUCGACAGAUGACUAUAGACUUGAUUCGAUUCGGUCAUAAAUUAAGAGGGCAGAUGCCGAUUCGUUCCUUCCAAAAUGAGCUCAAGAUAAGCGUACUUCAAUGUCAACAAUAUGCUUAUAAUGCCAUGUCUGCCGCCAUCGUCUGUACACAGAAAAGCGAGAAAUUCUUUAUAGGUUUCUGCUUUAAGGAAAAGCAAGAUGAGCGUAUCUGGUCUAACCUACUUGAUGUCACAACUCCUGUUCAGCUACCGAUUGAAUUCAGCAGACCGCCUAUACGGGCAAAGCUGAUUGAUUUGAAAUCCAAAGCCUGGGUGGGAGGCGAGAAAAAGCAAUCCGUCCGAUAUCUGUCGUCACAGUAUCUCAUGGGAAGCAGCUUGUCACAACCAGCUACUCUCAGCGAUAUGCCAUUGAUCGAAAAGAUUGAUGAUAAAGAAGGUAAAGAGGAGCAAAAGCAAGCAACAGUGACCUUGGCAGUGAGCAAUGAAGAAUCGGCUUUGGAUUUAGAGUUGGACUUCUUCAAUAAGCAUGCCUGUAUGACGACGAUACUUAGGAUGAUCAUCAAGCUGCAAAUUGAAAUUACACCACCACCACAAUCAGGAUCUGAAAAGCUACCUCUUUGGAUGUCAGAACUUUACAAGAGUUUUACAUCCAUGGGUAACGAGUUGAAUGUUCGACUUUUUAUUUCCAAACUAAUUGUGAACUGGCCGGUUGCUUUUGAGAAGUAUGCCAAGCAAUGGAUUAAACCAUUAAUGAAUUUGGUCAUGGAGGAAAGGGAAUACGGAGAACCUAUGAAUUAUCAUGUUCAGGAUCUAUGUUACAUCAUCGUAUCAUGGAUUCCAAGCGUUCCUUUUACAUCAAGCAGAGAAGAUAAAAUGUUGAUAUUCAGUUUUAUGACAUAUUUAAUGCGCCAUGCUCAUCAUCACAACCGGACAGUACUUCGAACUAAUUUGGACAUCGUCAAGCUGUUUUUUGAGCAAUGGAAAGAACUUAUCAUCGUACCAACGAGAGUCAUCUUCGAAAAAAUUGGAAACCCUGAGCUAUCAACAAAGGAAAAAGUAACUGGAUUACAGCUAUGUGGUAUUGCUCUUGCACAUGAUAUGCUUCCCACAGCACGUGCGCCAGAAACAUCAAGUAUGGAGCCAUCCGAUAGCGAGUUUUAUUUAAGCAUUGUUCAUCGCGUGGACGCUAAGGAGCAAGAACUAUUUGCUGUUGCAGCCGAGGUUGCAGGCUGGGUUUUAGCUUUAAUGCGCAAGAAGGAUUGUUUGAAUACGGAAUUUGAACAAACAUUGAUUCAAAAGUUGAAUAGGAUUGCUCAAGUUAACGAAAGCAAGCUUCUCAUUUGUCUCUAUAAGCUACAAAUCAAUGAUCGCGUUAUCUGCAAACCAUUCAGCAAUAAGGUGCUUGACAUCCUUCCACGACAGAACGGAAAACUGAGAGGUUAUGCAUUGAGGGUACUUGCAUGCAAUGCCCACGAAAUUGAACAAUUAUUUGAAAGCCUGCUGUUCAAGAACAUGUGGAAGACGCUGCAACAGAGGGAUGAGUUCAAUCAAAUAGCAAUGCUAGAGAUGCUUGAAAAAAUCGCCCCGACUAUUGAAUUGUCAAGAAUCGAUAGUAUCCUUUCUCUCCUUAACCAGACUUUUGUGGCCCAUCCCAGCACGAACUGCAGGGAGAUAUAUUACCGCAUCCUGCAAGACUUUUACCAGGUUGCCAAGAAUGACCCUAUCAUCCUUCAACACAUCAAGAUUGGGCUUCUACGUGGAUUGGUCGAUUCUUCUGAUUCCAUUCGGGUUGGUGCAGCAACAUUCUGGCGCUCUCAAUACCCAAGUUCAGAUAUUUUUGAGACUAUCAAGUUUCUUCUCAGCGAUAUGUACGAACCAGAUGUUGAGGAAAUAUAUCUGCAGUAUUCAAACUGGAUGAUUCUGGAUGCGGCAAAAUCUAGCUUUGAUUACAACAAACCCAUGUUCGAACAACCAUUGCCAAAUGCCAAAUUUGACGAGAAUUACGCCCAAAUCAACACCUCUUGGAGAGCAAACUCAUCCAUGGCGCCAUUAUUUGUGGCAUCAUUCGAAAAUCAAAACCUUUACGGCGGAGACGAACUGUCGCCUGUUCUACGAGCUACGCAGGAGGCUUUAGAGUUUACCCCCACCAUGGCUGACGAUUACAGAAAUUCACAAAUUGUAUCAUCUCAGUCGUCUAUGCUGUUUGAGUAUGCUGGAAGCAGCGCAUCUGUGAUUUUGGAUACUAUCAUGAGUGAAUCUCAAAGAGACAUUGACGAAGUCAGAUCACAAGCAUAUAGUCAACACGAUGCUAAUGGAAAGUUGAGGAACAGAAGAAGGUUUAUAAAGCAACAAAAUCAUGCUGCAAGCAAAUUCUUUCGGAAUCGAGAAGCGUCGAAGAAGAGGAGUAUGACACAAUACCAAACGUAUCAGAAUGAGGCGAGAGAACACAAGGUCAAUUUGUACCGUCGGUACAGGGUCGGUGACCUACCUGAUAUCCAAAUUCUCUACCAAGAUUUGAUAUUGCCACUCCAGUCCCUUGGCCAAAAGGAUAUUGAAAUAGCUCGCAUUCUCUAUCGAAUGUUAGUGAUAUCGAUCGCUGAUGCAUCGGCCGAGCGACCACCAUCGAUGAUAGAGGAAACAGCAAGCUUAAGGCAGCAGAUAUUGCAGCAGCUGCAUGCUAUGCUUCAGCGGACUACCCUGCACUAUCCACCCGCAAUUAACAGCUUCCUGAGAAUCUUCUAUGAUAUGGAUGGCUCAGAGUUGAGUCCGACGUUGAUAAAGUCAGUCUCUGAAGCAAGUUUCAAUGAGCAAACGGGAAUUACGUUGAUAGAGAAGCAACUUCAGACUCAAACUAGCCCUGAAAGAGAUUCUAAGCGAUCCAAAACUGAUAAGAAGGCUUCCCUUCAACCUUACAGCAAAGAUCAAUGGAUUCAACUUGCAUCACUUUACAAUUCUAUCAAUGAACAUGAAAUUUUUGCAACCUUGUAUUCGGAGAACAUCGCAUCCAAACAAACCGCGACAGUGGCCAUCGAUGCUGAAAGCGAGGGUGAUUAUCUUCUAGCAUCCGGUAUGCUUCUGGAUUUGAUCGAACAAUCAAAUGAGGAGGUCGGCUACACUGAGAGCAAUAUAUGGGAACAGGAGCGUCUAAGGUGUCUUGAAAAGAUGACUUUAUGGGAUGAUUUAGCUUUGAAUGUUUUAGUUGAAGUGGAAGAUGAUGUUGAGCUGCUAUGGGACUCUGGAACUCAGAGAUACUACUUCGACUUCUUUAUGAAGUGCUUUAGUAAACUCUCAGAUGGUAUCCAAAAGCAGGAUGAAGAAUUCAACCCAUGGACAGAAACAAAUCCAAAUCCACUAGCUACGUUACUCCACAAAGCUAUGGAUACACCAAACAGAAUACAAUAUCUAAUAUCAAACUAUUCACCAGAACUAGCUGCUCUCCAUUUCCAGAAAAACGACAUGGAUAGAGCUCGUUACUACGUGAGACAAUCGUAUCGUCACCUCAUAUCGUCCAUGUCCCGCUUAAAUCCACUAGCAACAAAUAGCAAGUACCUGAGGUUGCAAGUCAUUCAGAAGAUAGUAGAGAUGGAUGACUUUCUCAGUACUCUGCAUAAAAAAGCACCAGAUGGGAGCACUGCUGGGAUCUGGCAGCAGAUGUUGAUGAUGGAACACCGCUACCCGUCUCCUGAGGCAGACACGAUGGAUGUUUGGGACGACUUGAUGAUCACAAGAAGCUCCAUCCUUGACAACCUCGCACUUGUCAAGGAGCAUAAUAUGGAUGAAUUGAACCAGCGAUCCAGACAGCUCCAAAAGGCGAUGCAUAUCAAAAUGGCCGACGUAGCUUCCGGGCAGCGUAACUUUGUUGUCGCUACUAAUGCUCUUCGAAAAGCUAAAAAGUUUCAGAUUGAUGAUACAGAGCAGUUGAACUCGGCGCUCAAUAUCAGUCUGGGAAAGCUUUCAAUAACAAACAACGAUGCAAAGAAGGCAGGACUUUUAGAUCGCAUGAUGAACAACGUUUGCAGUACAACCGUUGCCAGCAAUGUAUCCACCAAAAAGAAAUUGGACUUCAAUCUCAUCGCAGCCCAAGUCCUAGAGUCUGCCAUAAUGUUCAUGAGGAAUUCGAACGAAGGGACUAAGCUUUUGCAAGUUUCAAAAAGUUCAAAGUGGAUUCAACAACUGAAUAUCAAGAAUCAAUCGAUUGACGCAGCUCUUCAAACUCUAUGUGAUGGCGCCUAUGAUUACUUGAACCAGGCGGUUAAAGCGGUCUCUGAUAUGCCAAAUGAAUCUUCACAUUGUAUCUUUCAGUUAGCAAAGUAUUGCGAUCGCAUAUUGAGGAGUACCGCAGACAGUAACUUGAAGCCAAUUUCAUUCGAUCAUUUGAGCUAUGCUCAUACUGUCAUUGACGGCGUUUUCAAAGCAAUGGAUCUCGGUGUUAAAGAUGCAACGCACAUCUUUCCAAGACUUUUGGAGCUCAUUGAAGAAUAUCCAGCUACAAGAGAACAUUUCAAAAGGUGCUCAAAAGAGUUCAGCGGAAUUUGGCUAUUACUCCCUUGGUUACCUCAAUUAGUAGCUGUCCUCGACAAAGCCAUAGCUCCUUCAGUGAAUCCACUCGUCAAAGCCAUCGCGAAGUCUUACCCGAAAGCUCUUUAUUAUCCCAUGGCAAUUAGCAAAGAACAUUAUAAGUUCGAUGACUCUCAAGAAGGAAAGAGACAAUCAGAACAAGUUAAGAUCAUUUGGAACAUGGUGUCGUCACCUCUUAUGGAUGAUUUUGUUACAGAGCUUCGGCGUCUGACAAACCCCGAACACAUUGUUAAAGACUUUAUUGACUAUGCUAUGAGCCUUAUGGAUAAUCCAAGUCGAGAUACCCGUAGGAUCCUUGGAGCUUUCAAUGACAUGAACCAGCUACUACUGGACCUGAGGAAUAACAGACUUGGUCCGAUUCCGAAGGCGUUUGCUUUGAAACAUGCAUCACAAUUGUACUCCUUCUGUGGGAGGGAUGGAUCUAAGCUCACUGGUAUGACUUCAAAGGAAUUCCGCAAGCUUAUCAAAUAUUAUCAAAGUGAUAUACAAAAUCAAAAGCUCCCUGGUGCUCCCGAACUACUGAAAUCGUAUUCACCAUGGUUGGCAAACUUUCACUAUGCGAACUUUGCAGAGGAGAUUGAGAUACCCGGUCAAUAUACCGGUAACCGCAAGCCAAAUCCAUCUCAGCAUGCUAAAAUAUCUAACUUUGAUGAGAGAGUGCUUGUUAUGAGCUCAUUGAGGAAGCCUAAACGUUUAAGAAUAUACGGUACCGACGAGAAGGAGUAUUUGUUCUUGGUUAAGGGUGGCGAGGAUUUGCGAUUAGACCAGCGUAUCCAGCAACUGUUCUCAGUCAUGAAUAACAUUAUUUCCGGCAACGCCUUCUGCUUGAGGCAGGGUAUUUUCCUUACCACAUACAAGGUCAUCCCGAUGACGGGCUCCAUCGGCGUCAUAGAGUGGUUGGAUAACACUAAGCCAAUUCGUGCCUGCCUAGAGGAAAAGCCUGCUCGAAAGAAUCAAAUGGUUAGAUUGCAAGAAGCGUAUCGUAGCUGGGUAUCAAAUUUCAAAGGAGAAACAAUGGGCUACCGGGCUUUGCUGCAGGCUCCGAGGGACGCUGUGGUCAAGCAGUUCGACAUGUUCACAUCAACUUUGCCGUCCCAUGUACUGCGCGAUAGCAUUUAUUCACUGGCAGCGUCUCCUGAAGCAUUCCUUGCCAUCCGCCAAGAUUUCGCUUACAGUCUUGCAGCAAUUAACGUUGGUGGAUACAUUUUAGGUAUUGGUGAUCGCCAUCUGGAGAACUUUCUAAUCGAUAGAAAAAGCGGGCGAUUGAUAUCCAUCGAUUUCGGUCAUGCCUUUGGAUCCGCUACAGAACUUUUACCUGUACCAGAGUUGAUUCCCUUCCGUUUGACCAGACAAAUGAUCGGAUUUUUGGAGCCACUGGGAGUUCCUGGUUUAUUGCGUGUGCCCAUGAUCAAUGUUUUGGAAGUUCUAAGGAACAGUCAGGAUCUGUUACUAAAUGUCAUGGACAUUUUUGUGAAGGAACCACUUAUGGAUUGGAAGAAGAUAGCUAUCAAGCGAGGAAAAGAGCAAAAGCGAGAAGGAACAGUUACUAUCCCAAACACUGGUUCUACAGAUGAAAGUGCCGAUUUUGACCAAAUCGCAUGGUAUCCACAACAAAAGCUGGAAAUUGCAUCAAGAAAGCUCAGGGGUGAAAAUCCGGGAUAUAUUGUGGCUCAAGAAUUGGUGAUAGGGCAUUCCUCCAAACCAUACAUCUCUUCCAUCAAGAAGGUUGCGAUGGGUGAUAAGAACUACAACUAUAGAGCGAAAAUCCCUCAAAUGUGUCCAACCGUCAGUGAUCAAGUGAACUGCUUAUUGGAUCUAGCGACAGAUAGCAAUGUACUGGGCAGAAUGUGGGUCGGAUGGAUGUCAUUUGUUUAGCGUCAGUGUUUGGAUAUAGGAGACACUGUUAGUCUAGCUAUACAUAUUGUACUUUCCUUUCAUCGGACCAACAGCAUGGUUCAUGAUGUCCUGACUCUCUUAUAUGUAAAUAUACACCCAAAAUGACUUUUUUAAAAUUUCAAAUGUUAAAAAGGAUGAUAUACCUG
Umbelopsis ramanniana AG is the source of this 12220-nucleotide messenger RNA. RefSeq lists its product as uncharacterized. NCBI's taxonomy places the organism in Eukaryota, Fungi, Mucoromycota, Umbelopsidomycetes, Umbelopsidales, Umbelopsidaceae. The record is from RefSeq and is a predicted model, not a curated record. The coding region runs from base 327 to 12053 and encodes 3908 amino acids. The transcript has 61 exons. Gene Ontology annotation, biological process: double-strand break repair via nonhomologous end joining; telomere maintenance. Gene Ontology annotation, cellular component: nucleus. Gene Ontology annotation, molecular function: DNA-dependent protein kinase activity; protein binding.